UAUUAUAUAGUUGAGCGAUGUUGAGCGGUCGGCGGUCGGCCAUCUGCUGAUGUUGCAGCCAAAGCCACGUCAUAUUUUGUAUGGUUUGUGAGUUAGGUGUGUGAAGUAUUUCUCGGCUUUCUUAUAAAAAUUAUUUCUCAAAAACCGAAAACAUGAACAUAUUUCGACUACUAGGUGACUCAUCGCAUCUUCUUGCGAUCAUAAUUCUUCUUCUCAAAAUAUGGAAAACGCGGAGCUGUGCCGGUAUCAGUGGCAAAUCACAAAUUUUAUUUGCAUUUGUAUAUACAACUCGUUAUUUAGACUUGCUAACAACAUAUAUUUCAAGUUAUAAUACAUUUAUGAAAAUUAUUUUUAUUGCAACGUCAUAUGCUACAGUUUUCUUAAUGUAUGUGAAAUUUAAAGCUACAUACGAUCAUAAUCAUGAUACAUUUAGAAUUGAAUUCUUAAUUCUUCCAACUUUGGUAUUGGCAUUAUUAAUCAAUCACGAAUUCACGGUUGUGGAAAUUUUAUGGACAUUCAGCAUUUACUUGGAGUCUGUAGCGAUAUUGCCACAAUUGUUCAUGGUAUCGAAAACAGGCGAAGCAGAAAGUAUCACAAGUCAUUAUCUUUUUGCUUUGGGAUCAUAUAGAGGCCUGUAUCUGCUUAACUGGGUCUACCGUUACUAUGCAGAAUACCAUUAUGACUUAAUUGCUAUUGUUGCUGGUUUAGUACAAACUGUUCUUUAUUGUGAUUUCUUUUACCUUUAUAUUACCAAAGUACUCAAAGGCAAGAAGCUACAACUACCGGCUUAGCCACAUAAGUAUUAGCUUUUGGAAACUGUACUGCUCCUUUGAGUAAUGUUAAUAUUGAUUGAGUUGUAUGAAUUUUGGCAAUAUUUAAGAAAAAUCGAGGAAUGCUCGUGUACAAAGUAUACAUUUUAUUAAGCAUAUAGCAUUCCAAUUUCUUAAACUUUCAAUGUCACUAAACAUCCGUAAAUAAUUUUUCAUCUUGAUUCCAUCUGUAUACAAUUAAUUUUCAGAAUGUUAUCGUGAUCUUGUUUGCCGGCAUAUUAGAUUUUUCACGGACUUUAUUGCGAUAAAGUAGCUGCCCAUUUUAUAAUUUAAUGAGUGAUAUGUUAAAUAUAAAAUAAUUGGAAAUGAA
Messenger RNA from Megachile rotundata (alfalfa leafcutting bee), 1140 nucleotides. RefSeq names its product ER lumen protein-retaining receptor (gene KdelR). The record is from RefSeq and is a predicted model, not a curated record. Gene Ontology annotation, cellular component: membrane. Gene Ontology annotation, biological process: protein retention in ER lumen. NCBI's taxonomy places the organism in Eukaryota, Metazoa, Arthropoda, Insecta, Hymenoptera, Megachilidae. Gene Ontology annotation, molecular function: ER lumen protein retrieval receptor activity.